AUGGUCCUACUGCUGGCCCUGCUCCCAGGGAUCUCCACCUUGCCCAGCGGGCCACCUGCGCCCCCCUUUCCAGUGGCGCCCGGGUUGUGGCUGCGUCGACCCCUUUUCAGUCUAGAGCUGUCAGACGCACAGGACGCGUUCCACCGCCGCGCAGGGCCGCUCAAGGUCCCAGCGGACAGCCGCGUGUUCGUGCAGGCGGCCCUGGCCCGGUCCUCCCCGCGCUGGAGCCUGGCCCUGCACCGCUGCUGGGUGACGCCCUCCUCACGUCCGGCCCCAGGACCCGCCCUGGCGCUACUGCGAGGGGGCUGCCCCGCUGAUUCCUCGGUCACCUUCCCGCCACCACGCCCUGGGGCUGCCCGCUUCAGCUUCCGUCUGCGCCCGGUCUUCAAUGCCUCUGUGCAGUUCUUGCACUGCCAGCUGAGCCGCUGCCGCCUCCGGGGAACCCACCGGACUCCUGAACCUCUGACGCUGCCGCCCCAGUCGCCGUGUCUGCCUCAGGAAGAGGCGUGCGCCAGCAGUGGCAGCGGCGAGAGUCUGGGUGCCAACGGCCCCCACCUGCACACACUGACGCAGCCCAUCGUGGUCACGGUGCCACGGCCGCCCCUCAGGCCACCUAAGGGCGUCCCCGGCAUAGCCGUACGCCCUGAGCCUCCUGCGCCAGCCCCGGUGGCCCUGGAGCCCGCACCGUUGGUGGCGCUGGUGGUGGCCGCCUUCUUGUUGGGCGCCGCGCUGGUCGCCGGGCUCGGCCUCGUGUGCGCGCAUUCAGCAGCCCCCAGGGAGCGCCCCUGCACCGGGCCAGCGUUCAGCAACCCCUACUGCUCCGGAGCCUGCCUCUCACUUCCAGCGCCCCCACCUCCCAGCCCACCCCCGAGAGCCUCGCCUAGCGAUCCGCAGCCCAGAAGAACCCAGUGAGGCAGGGUGGCCUGGGUCGCCCCUUCAAGGGAUGGCGCGCCCCCAGCAGAGUCCAGGGACGCACCCGCCAGACUUAUGUCGGAGCAGACUCACUAGUCUGGACCGCAGCCUUCGACCUCGGACCCCACGGGACCACGAUCCCUGCACCCCGCCCCCUCACUCCUCCCACCUGGACUCAAAAUAAACAUCUGGUCUGACAUGCA
This is a messenger RNA of Myotis lucifugus (little brown bat), 1115 nucleotides long. RefSeq names its product transforming growth factor beta receptor 3 like (gene TGFBR3L). Bases 1 to 912 code for a protein of 303 amino acids. The record is from RefSeq and is a predicted model, not a curated record. The transcript is spliced from 7 exons. Lineage: Eukaryota; Metazoa; Chordata; Mammalia; Chiroptera; Vespertilionidae.